AAGGUACCGCGCAUGUGUUAUGGAUAGGUACUGUCUGGUUGCUCUGAUAUUUGAUCUCGGUCUUUUUGGCUACGCCAGUGCAGUUUGGAAUAAGUAUGGAACGAUAUCAGUGGUAGGACCAGCUUUUGUGAACAGGGAGGUAAAACUGAAAGCGACACCAUUCUAUCCUUGGGGAUGUGAUGUAGAAUGGAAAUGCAUGAGGGGUGGUAGCACAACGUUCCAAACAAUGACUGGGACAAAUGUUAAAUAUUCAGAAGCUGGGUCGUUCUUUUUGAAAUGGACGGCUACAUUAGAAUACAACAACUCUUACUUUUACGCCGGAUGUAUUACAAACACAACGAUACAUACACAAAUGGUAUAUUUGGUUAUGAAAGACAUUGUUGGACACUGUGGAGCUCUCGUGCUUUUAAACCAAGUUAUUCGCGGCGCAAACGUAAAACUGGGAUUUUUUCCGUCUGACUAUUAUAUACAGCGCCAAACAAGUGCUAUACGAACAUGGAAGAAAGACUUUCAAGAGGUACAGCUACGAAACGGUUCUUACGAAGAGGAUAUUGUUUCUGUAUAUUUUUACAAAUUAACGGUAUUCAACUUUGAUGAAAAAAACGAGGGCACAUAUACUUUCAAGUGCAAUUUUGUAGGAACCACGGAAUCUGUGCAUCUUUAUAUUCAAGAGCGACCGAGUUACCCAAUACUCGGUCCCAAGUCCCCUGACUUUAACACAACAGGAUGCAUUUAUGUUUAUGGUGGCUCUGACGUGUAUUGCAAAACUGACAAUGGAACCGAACCCGUACAAGUCGUACUUUUACUUGGCAAUGAUUCAUUUGUUCUUGCUGAAAGCAAGGGAAACAAAGGGUUGUACCGGUUCCAUAACGUCCAUAAACAUAUGGCUGGACAGUCGAGACGGAAUGUGACAUGCCAAGUUUCAUAUGCAGCCCUUGAAACACCUUACGAAGUGCACGGCAUUCUAUGUAACGUGGGUAAGCAAAUAGGAGAUACAUAA
Molecule: messenger RNA, 1000 nt
Organism: Mya arenaria
Lineage: Eukaryota; Metazoa; Mollusca; Bivalvia; Myida; Myidae
Exons: 4
Coding region: 20-1000 (326 amino acids)
Source: RefSeq, a predicted model, not a curated record